Molecule: messenger RNA, 2235 nt
Organism: Suillus bovinus
Lineage: Eukaryota; Fungi; Basidiomycota; Agaricomycetes; Boletales; Suillaceae
Exons: 3
Coding region: 1-2235 (744 amino acids)
Biological process (GO): transcription elongation by RNA polymerase II
Cellular component (GO): transcription elongation factor complex
Source: RefSeq, a predicted model, not a curated record
AUGCCUCUUCCAAGUGGCACGCCCUUGUCUCUCCAAGGUCAUUCUCGCCCUGGAGAUACUGUCCAGACUAAGCCUAAGCACGCUAUGAUCGUCCGCAUGACGGCCGAGACAUUAGAAGCUCUGGAGGACCUGUCUAGUAACCCUUCGAUGAAUUUCGAGUUUGGCGAUAAUCCAGGCAUUUACAUCGGGGAGACAUUUUUUCCAAUGCGUCCUUUGAAAGAAAGUUCUCCGCACGAAAUCUAUCUCAGGACCUCUUCUGCAGCAAAGCCAAAUGCUCCGUUGAAGCUCUAUGCCAAUGUCAUGGGCAAAUUUAUCGUUGACCGACAGCUUGGCGACAAAGUCACAGAUAAAGUACGGCAGCAAACCAUCGAGGCAAAGAAGCAACAUUCGGAGCGUCAAACCAUCAUGCUCGAUGCGCCGCUUGUAUCUGCAGCAGGCACAAAGAACCUUAAGCGGAAAACACCAGGUUCAGGAACGGUGGUAAAGAAAGGCGCACAACGUGACACCCUCCAUACCCCUGCUGCAUCCACCCCUGCACGCAAAAUCUCGCCAAUGCCACAAACUGCAUCAUCAAAGGCGAAUGCAGAUAUUCGCAGGCGUCUUAUUCAUUUCCUUGCAGUCGAGAAUCGCGAAACAGACUUGGCGGUGACCAGAGUUUGCGGGAAUAACUGUGAUGCCACGGCAAGGGCUAAUCUGCUUAGUAUCUUAGAAGAGGUCGCUGAGCAAGCCCCCGCCCGGAAAGGUGACAAGUCUCCUCGGAAAUGGAGUCUCAAAAGUCGUACAUGGCUCGAAGUGCGUCCAUACGAAUGUGAGAUGUACAAACAGUCAGAGCGGAUCAACAUCGCUCGACAAGGCAGAGUUGUGCUCAGUUCCCUCAGAAUACCUGAGUCUGACUCUGUAUGGGAUCAUUUUCGCUUUCGACCUCCUCCCGAAGCUACUCCUCAUCCAACUCACGGAGGUAAGACCAUUACCGGCCCACCUGCGGGUCUUCUCAAGCCGAAGACCGAACCAAAGCGACCUGCUAUAUCCAAAGAUGUGAAGCAGAAAGCAAAGGCAGAUUCUUCUCGAAUGAAGGGCGAUAUACAGAUGAAAGAUGAAAGUGCGCGGCCAAGGAGUAACAUACAGAUGAAGGACGAGUCCGCUAGGCUCCCUAGGGUAGCCGCCAUUAAGCGCGAAGAAGCCAGUCCAUCACCCAGUAGCAGCACCAGCACCAGCUCGAAGGCGGCAUCCAGACGAUUACCGGGCUCUGGAUACGUUGCCAAGAAAUCCCCUCAGCCUUCUCCUACGAUCGAGCCUGCAUCUCGGGAAGCUACAGGACCAGCCGAUGUUCGUCCUCAACGACCGCUACCUCGCUUACCUUCCAAACCUGCUCCGGCGCCCCUGCCACCACUCCCAAGUCAGGAGAAGACGCCUACCACUUCGAUGCCAAUGAAGAUGACAAAGAAAAUGCCUCCACCCGAGGAUUCCGAUAGAGAGCGCGAGAGACAUAGAGAUAAAGAUAGACCACCGAAGGACAGAGUUGUCGCUGGUGUGAAGCGGAAGAACGCCACCCAUGCUGUGGGAGGUGCGCAAGAUGGGGAGGGGCUCAAGGUAAACUCGUUCAAGAAGCGCAAAACGGAAGAUGGACCACCAUCUGCUGCAUCUUCAUCUUCAUUAAAAGGUCGAGACUUGUCUCUCCCAAAGAAGCCAGUUGAGGCCGCAUCUCCUGUACCACCUCCGCUGAAGAAGAUCAAGAAAGAGCCUUCUCCGUUUCCACCGCCUCGCACUGCCUUGCCGACACAGCCACCACCCACAAACUCGCCUUCCAAAACAGAUCAGCGGCCGAAACUCAACGGAGCGUCAAAAGUCAGACGAAAGUCACCAAUAUAUACCUCUUCGGAUGAAGGAGAGAUACCAGAACCGCCACAGAAGUCUGCACAGGAUCCUUCCACUAAUACUGAUCGCUCCAAGGGCAAGGAGGGACGUCCCCGCCCCCGAUCUUCAUACCCACUACCCUCUGAUCGUAACGGGCUACGUUCGCGAUAUCAGUCCAAGUACGGAAAUUACUUGGGUACAUAUGCCCAAAUCCUUGCACAGAAGCGGAAGAUCGAGGCUAUUUUGAACGGAGAAUCGGAAGCGGAAGGAGAAAUUUUGGAUCCGGAGGAGCUGAAGAGGCUCAGUACCGAGCACAAGAACCAGAAAGAGGAGUUGGAGUCUAUCCAGGAGAAGUGGAUGAAUGGGUCUGUAUCGGAAUAA